Toxotes jaculatrix (banded archerfish) is the source of this 1886-nucleotide messenger RNA. RefSeq names its product legumain (gene lgmn). NCBI's taxonomy places the organism in Eukaryota, Metazoa, Chordata, Actinopteri, Toxotidae. Bases 120 to 1430 code for a protein of 436 amino acids. The transcript is spliced from 14 exons. Gene Ontology annotation, biological process: vacuolar protein processing. Gene Ontology annotation, molecular function: cysteine-type endopeptidase activity. The record is from RefSeq and is a predicted model, not a curated record.
CAUAUAUAACUGUCCCACCGACUCCAGGCAAGGAUGUUCAUGUAGUUGGUUCGUCGCUGUGCCCUUCUCCCACUGUACAACAACACAAAAGAAAAGGAGUCCCCACAGAAGGCGAGGAGAUGUAUCGGUCGGUCCUCUUAGCCCUGCUCGGCCUUAGUCUCGGGCUGGUGAAUGCCUUUCCUUCCCAGGAGCCAGACAGUGGGAAAAACUGGGUGGUUAUCGUAGCCGGCUCCAACGGCUGGUACAACUACCGACACCAGGCUGAUGCUUGCCAUGCCUACCAGAUUGUCCACAGGAACGGCAUCCCGGAUGAGCAGAUAGUGGUUAUGAUGUACGAUGACUUGGCUCAGAAUGAAGAGAACCCCACCCCUGGGAUAUUGAUCAACAGGCCAAAUGGCACAGAUGUGUACAAGGGAGUUCCUAAAGAUUACACCGGGGAUGAUGUGACCCCAGAAAACUUCCUGGCCGUGCUGAAGGGCGACUCCUCAAAAAUCAAAGGUGGCUCUGGAAAAGUGGUGAAGAGCGGCCCCAAUGAUCAUGUGUUUGUGUACUUCACUGACCACGGGGCACCUGGCAUUCUGGCUUUUCCUAAUGAUGAUCUCCAUGUUGAAGAUCUUCAGGAAACCAUUACAUACAUGCGCGAAAAUAAGAAAUACAAAAAGAUGGUGUUCUACAUCGAGGCAUGUGAGUCUGGGUCAAUGAUGAACAAGCUGCCUGCUGACAUUGACGUGUUCGCCACCACAGCAGCCAACCCUCAUGAGUCCUCUUAUGCCUGCUACUAUGACGAUCAGAGGGAAACAUACCUGGGCGACUGGUACAGCGUUAACUGGAUGGAGGACUCUGAUGCGGAGGACUUGUCAAAAGAAACUUUGCUGAAGCAGUUCAAGAUUGUGAAGAACCACACGAACACCAGCCACGUCCAGCAGUAUGGGAACAAGACAAUGGGCCACAUGAAGGUGAUAGCAUUUCAGGGUAAACACAAAGCAGACAGCCCACCGGCUCCUCCAAUGACCCUGCAGCCAAUCACAAAUCUGGAUCUGACACCAAGCCCUGAUGUUCCUCUGGCCAUCCUCAAGAGGAAGCUGAUGGCCUCCAAUGAGAUCAGCGUUGCAAGGGGCCUUCUGAUGGAGAUGAGCACACACCUCAAGAUCAGGGAGACCAUGGCUGAGACUAUGCACCAAGUGGUCGAGAAAGUGACCGGUAAUAAGCUCAAGGCCGAGGAGGUCCUCAACGACAAAGCUGAACUGUCCCAGUAUCAGUGCUACAAGGCUGCAGUGGACCACUACAAACACAACUGCUUCAACUGGCACAAAACUGAGUUUGAAUAUGCUCUGAGGCAUCUGUACGCUCUGGUGAACCUGUGUGAGAGAGGAUAUCCAGCAGUCAGCAUCCAGCAGGCCAUGGACUCUGUGUGUCAUUUCAGCAAGUAAAAGCCUUUCCACAGAUCCAUUAAAGUCUCAGAUCAGACUACGUCUUCCAUGUCGGCCUGAGAAGACGAUGCUUCCCGUUGCACUGUUUAGGAAUCAAUGUGAUGUGGAAUUGACGUUAUUGUUUUAUCAGCACACUAUAACACUUUAAACCUGUGUUUCUGAUUUUACUGAGAAUUUUUUUAACUUGUUUUAUGAUGAAAUGCACUAUCAUUGUGAUAGAAAGUUUAUGGAUGAUGUUUUACUGGUACCGAUUUUUUUUUUAAGCACAUAGAAUAGAUAAUUAUAACAUGAAAUUCAUGUAAAUUUGUUCUGCUCUCAGCUUUAUUUGUGUACACAAAGCCUUGCAUGAAUGUGUAAAGGAAGAAUACCACUUAAUAUUGAAUGUUUAUUGAACCUGGAGACUUUGUUGGAACACAGGGCUUCUGAAAUAAAAUCUGACAGACCAAAAAAAAAAAA